Molecule: messenger RNA, 1104 nt
Organism: Cordyceps militaris CM01
Lineage: Eukaryota; Fungi; Ascomycota; Sordariomycetes; Hypocreales; Cordycipitaceae
Product: D-arabinitol dehydrogenase ArbD, putative
Exons: 5
Coding region: 1-1104 (367 amino acids)
Cellular component (GO): intracellular anatomical structure
Molecular function (GO): oxidoreductase activity, acting on NAD(P)H, oxygen as acceptor
Source: RefSeq, a predicted model, not a curated record
AUGGCCUCACGAUUCACUCCGCUCGCGCGCAACGCUGCCCGCCGGUUCGCCGGUGCCCGCCCCGGUCUCUUGUACCCGUCGCCUACAGUGGCGGCGGCCACCCGCACCCUCCACGACGGACCGUCCCGUCGCAACAAGCCGGGCAGCCACUCCCAGACCGACUCGGAUAUCGAGAUCCCCUUUCCGCCCGAGGAGGAGCUCCCGAGUGACCCUGUGCGCCGCGCGGGUGGGCAGUACGUCAAGCCGACGCUGCAGACCUUUUCCCUGGACAAAAAUGUCGGCCUCGUCACGGGCGGUGCGCGUGGUCUGGGUCUGGUCAUUGCCCAGGGAAUGGUGUACUCGGGUGCGGAUGUCGCUCUGGUGGACAUGAAUAGUAGUUUCGCUGACUUGUCGACAGAGGAGGAGGCUGAGAAGCAGACGAAGUGUCUGGUUGAAUCUUUCAUGCGAGAGAACCCCGAUGCUGAGCGGGUCCCCAAGGUGACCGCACACUUCUCGGACGUCUCUGACCCCGUGUCUGUCGAUGCUUGCAUUGCGGAAGUUAUCGAGCAGCAUGGAAAGAUUGACCAUCUCGUCACAUCUGCCGGCUUUACCGAAAAUUACGAGGCCGUCAACUACCCCAUUGAUCGUCUUCGGAAGCUGUGGGCUGUCAACGUCGACGGCACCUACCUCUUUGCCACGUCUGUCGCGCGUCAUCUCAUGGAACGCAAGGCGCCAGGAAGCAUGGUCCUGAUUGGCAGCAUGUCUGGUUCCAUUGUUAACGUGCCCCAGCCCCAGACGCCUUAUAAUGUCUCCAAGGCUGGUGUACGCCAUCUCGCAGCUUCUCUUGCAGUUGAGUGGGCGGAUGUCAGCAUCCGUGUCAACUGCCUGAGCCCAGGAUACAUGAUGACGGCUCUACCGAUAUCUAACAAGGUCUCAAACGCUAGCACCGGAAAGAUUCUCAACGAAAACCCAGAGCUCAAGAAAAAAUGGGUUUCUCUCAUUCCCAUGGGCAAGAUGGGCGAUCCUAGUGACCUGAUGGGACCUGUUAUUUUCCUGCUCUCGGAAAACAGCAAAUACGUCAACGGUAUUGACCUGAAAGUAGAUGGUGGCUACACACUCACGUAA